Messenger RNA from Debaryomyces fabryi, 2976 nucleotides. RefSeq names its product ssRNA exonuclease (gene RAT1). Gene Ontology annotation, molecular function: 5'-3' RNA exonuclease activity; RNA binding. Bases 1 to 2976 code for a protein of 991 amino acids. The record is from RefSeq and is a predicted model, not a curated record. Gene Ontology annotation, biological process: nuclear-transcribed mRNA catabolic process. Lineage: Eukaryota; Fungi; Ascomycota; Pichiomycetes; Serinales; Debaryomycetaceae. Gene Ontology annotation, cellular component: nucleus. The transcript has a single exon.
AUGGGUGUUCCAGCAUUAUUUAGAUGGCUAUCUCGUAAAUAUCCAAAGAUUAUAUCUCCAGUUGUGGAAGAAGAUGCUACACAAGAAAUUGGUGCAGCUCAAUAUAGCGAUCCAAAUCCAAAUGGUGAGCUAGACAAUUUAUAUUUAGAUAUGAAUGGUAUCGUUCAUCCGUGUUCCCAUCCUGAACACAAGCCUCCUCCAGAGACAGAGGAUGAAAUGUUUUUGGAUGUUUUCAAAUAUACUGAUAGAGUGUUGUUAAUGGCAAGGCCUCGAAAAGUUUUAAUGAUCGCUGUUGAUGGGGUUGCACCUAGAGCCAAAAUGAAUCAGCAGAGAUCAAGAAGAUUCAGGUCGGCACAAGAUGCUAAAAUUGCACAUGAGGAAAAGGAACGUCAAAUCAGGGAGCGUGAAGCGAGGGGUGAACUGAUUGACGAUGCAAUCAAGGGUAAGAAAUCGUGGGAUUCUAAUGCUAUUACUCCCGGUACACCAUUUAUGGAUAGGUUAGCACAGGCUUUGAGAUACUGGGUGGCAUAUAAAUUAGCAACAGAUCCAGGCUGGGCAAAUUUGCAAGUUAUUAUUAGUGAUGCAACCGUUCCUGGUGAAGGUGAGCACAAACUUAUGAGUUUCAUAAGACUGCAAAGGCUGGAUCCAGAAUAUGAUCCGAAUACGAAGCACUGUAUCUAUGGUUUAGAUGCCGAUUUGAUUUUCUUGGGAUUGGCAACGCAUGAGCCACAUUUUAGGGUUUUAAGAGAGGACGUUUUCGCCAACCAAUCAAGGCAAAUGAGGAUAUCUGAUCAGAUACUGAUGACGCAAGAACAAAAAGAUUCUAUAGCUGAGCAGGAUGCAAAAAAGCCCUUCUUAUGGUUACAUGUUAAUGUUUUAAGGGAAUAUUUGGAAAUUGAACUAUACAACCCACAUUUGUCCUUUCCGUUUGAUUUAGAACGAGCAAUUGAUGAUUGGGUGUUUAUGUGUUUCUUCGUAGGUAAUGAUUUCUUACCUCAUUUACCAAGUUUAGAUGUCAGGGAUAACGGUAUUGAUAUACUUGUAAAUUGCUGGAAAAGAAUGUUACCGAAGCUAAGAGAUUAUAUAACUUGUGACGGUAACCUUAAUUUGGAAAGUGUUGAAAAAUUGCUUUCUAACUUAUCGUAUAAAGAAGACGAAAUCUUUAGAAAAAGACACGAAGGGGAAAAAAGAAGAGAAGAGAAUGACAAAAGACGUAAACUUGCACAAGAAGAGGAGAAAGCUUUGAAGAACCAAUAUAUACCCCAGGUCUCAAAAGGUAGCGACAAGGCACCAUUAACUGCGGAUGUUAACAUGCCAUUACUAUCUACUAGUGGUGAUGCCGUUGAAGGUUAUGCUCAAUUAUCGAAUAAAGAUAUCGUAGCGAAUAGAGAUGUUAUUACCAAGGCGAAUAUGUCUAAUGCUGAUGCUGCUGCUGCUUUAAAGAAAUUGCUUGAUUCUAAAAAUAACAAAGAAUCAGACCAAGAUGUGAGUGCUUCUGCUGCAAUCCAAGAACAACAGAAUAAGAUGGAAACUAAUGUUUUAGAGAAUUCAAAGAAGAGACCUAUUGAUCAAGUUGAAUCAGAGUUGCCUACUCCAGACGAGAAUGGCGAUUCUGUCAGAAUGUGGGAACCAGGAUACCGCCAGCGGUAUUAUCAGAGUAAAUUUGGUGUAGUAUCAGAGGAAGAAAUCAACAAAAUUCGUCGCGAUAUGGUGCGCUGUUACCUAGAAGGUAUUUCAUGGGUAUUAUUAUACUAUUACCAAGGAUGCCCCUCAUGGCAAUGGUAUUAUCCAUACCAUUAUGCCCCUUUUGCAGCGGAUUUUAUAAAUAUAAAUGAUGUUAUUGGUGAUCAAGGUAUCAAAUUCACCCUUGGCGAACCAUUUAAACCGUAUGAGCAAUUAAUGUCAGUAUUGCCAGCAGCUUCUGGACAUAAUUUACCUGAAGUGCUUAGAAUAUUGAUGUCUGAUCCAAGUAGUGAAAUACUUGAUUUUUAUCCAGAGGAGUUUCAAAUUGACAUGAAUGGUAAAAAAAUGAGCUGGCAAGGUAUAGCAUUAUUACCUUUUAUUGAUGAAAAUAGACUACUCGAGGCAUUAGAAAAGAGAUACCAUUUAUUAACAGACGAUGAAAGAGAAAGAAAUACUUUGAAGAAUGAAGUUUUAUUUAUUUCAAACCAAAAUAAAAACUAUAAGCAUUUUUAUAAUGAAUUAUAUGAUAAAAAUAUCAAAGAAUUACCUUUCAGAUUUAGCAGAUCCAGCUUGGCUGGAACUGUCAUCAAAAUUGACUCGUUUUGCCCUGAUGGAAUAACCAAGUUUCCUUUAGGUGAAGGUGAUAUGCCGGAUUUGAAUAAUAGUGAAUUUUUCCAAUCUUCCUAUAAAAUGCCUCCUAAAAAGAUGGGUAAGUCAAUGCUUAUUAAUGGAUACAUUUCGCAUACUAGAACAUUAACACAGGAAGAUAGGGAUUCGAUACUUUAUGGGAAUCAAAGAAAUGGUGGCUACAAUAGAUUCCGUACACCAAAUGAUAAUAGUGGAUACGUAAAUAAGGGACCAAGUGGCAAGGAAGACUAUUUGAUCUACUCUAUGAGAAGGGGCGGAUAUAGAGCUUUCAUGCAAAAUUUGAAAACUCAAAAUCAGCAAAAUCAGCAAGUUCUCCCCAUGAAUGCUCUGGCUGGUGCCAAUUAUAAUAAUCAAUAUAAUAAUUACAAUAAUAAUAAUUACAGCGGUGGCUAUAAUAAUUAUAGAAAUAAUCCUAAUAACUAUUCUAAUCAGAACAACAGUUAUAAUAACCACAAUAACUAUAACAAUUACAAUAAUCGUAAUAACUAUAACAAUUAUAACAACUACAACAAUUAUAAUAAUUACAACAGACAGAAUAACCAAGGCAGUAAUUAUGACAGAAAUAGUCAAGGAAAUGUGUCAAGCAGUAGAUCUGGAUUCAUCCCAGCACCAAAUUUUAGAAAUAGAAAUGGUUAUAAUCGUUAG